Molecule: messenger RNA, 828 nt
Organism: Puccinia graminis f. sp. tritici CRL 75-36-700-3
Lineage: Eukaryota; Fungi; Basidiomycota; Pucciniomycetes; Pucciniales; Pucciniaceae
Exons: 2
Coding region: 1-828 (275 amino acids)
Source: RefSeq, a predicted model, not a curated record
AUGUCUAAUCCCAACAAACACACCACCAAUCACCCAAUGUUGCCAUCUCGACGCUUGGCACAUGAGUGGCUUCAACAACAGCUGAACCCAGAUGGCACCUUUGGCAAGCAAUCAGCUCAUUCAGAACCACAUGUCCCACAGUUGUUUGAUGGAACGGCCCAUCUUUCUCGUAACGUAAAUCGUGAAACCCAUUUGGAUCCUCUACUCACUCAAUCUCAAUCUUUCAACACUUUUCACCACAAACAAUCUUCUCAAUCCAAGUCUCAGGAACAUCUCAUCCCUAGUAGUAGAAGCCAUGCAACUAGCCACCAAAAUCAGGAUUCAGAAGCAAACCCGCUCACCAACACAGAUGCUCAAACAUCCAGGGAAACCCCUGUCAUUGCUCCAGUCCGCAUUGAAUUCACACUUCAUCUUCCAGCUGUCAAUCAAGUUAGCAGACCUCAUAAACAAAAAGAACCACGCUCCUCCGUCCCAUCAACCAAAAAAGUCAACUCAGAUAUUGAUAAACUCAUCUUGGAUUGGCCGAUUGGAGAUAACAACCUUUGUAGCUUCAAGUCUGCUGUCAUCAAAUUGAUACAUGAUGAGGAGAACAAACCACUUUCUGGUUUUGUGGAAACCCAAGAAAGCGAACGAAAAAUACGCUGGGAUGUAUCAAUUACCAACGGUGGAACCUUUGCCGCAACUCACAACCAACACCUCAAUUCUGCUGACGUCUUUCAACAUUUCUUGGAUGUUGCUGGAGCUGCGCGUGCAAACCAAAAGGUAACAUGUAGAUUGGUACAAAAAGAUCUCAAGGCUAUUGCAAAGAUUCUCAGAGAUGACCGGUGA